AUGUCUGACGACAAUACCCGCCGCCACUGGCACGGAACCCCCGGCGACCGCCACGAGCACCUCAAUGUCUGGAUGAACGGCGGUGCCAAGAGUCCCACUGGUCGCGCUGCCUGGGCGAUGCCUAUUACGGAGACCAGAAGGGUAUGUCAUUUGCCUCUUUCGAUUUCUGCUCUCAUUCCCUUGGCACUACAUCACCACUUAACUACGUCAUUACCCACUCUACCUAUCCAUAUCCAUCUGUCUAUCUAUACCACAUCUCCCAAAUCAAACCUAACACCUAAAAUGAAGGACUCCAACACCUCAACCUCCUCGAACGGAAGCAAACGAAUCCAAGAAACCUUGCCUGACGCCCCAGGCAUAGGUGAGCGUCGCGGCAGCGCCGUCGACGGUGCCAACGGCCUAUUCUCCAACCUACAGACACAGAAGCGUGGAAAUUCGAAUGCGGACUUUGCUACCCGCCGCGCGAGCUGGAACGAACAGGCUGCUACGCGGGGCAUGUUCUCCAAGUGGUGGGAGGGAUACACCCGGGGCAGUGGUAGCAAGUAA
Molecule: messenger RNA, 546 nt
Organism: Penicillium egyptiacum
Lineage: Eukaryota; Fungi; Ascomycota; Eurotiomycetes; Eurotiales; Aspergillaceae
Source: the annotation of a GenBank genome assembly